AUCGGCGUCUUCACCCAGUUGCCUUUUCUUACACCUUCCACGCUUCCACACACAACUCCACUAGCGCAUGGAUAUCCUGGAUAUCCCGAAUGUCCCUCAAGCAGAUUGACCUCACUACUGCGCUGAGGCCAUCUCUACUUCCAGACGAAGUCCUCCUAUUUGUCCAGGACAGUGUUGGGCUCUAUGAGGGGAAGUAUAAAAUACCAAACCACCAGGAUGGGCAUGUCUACUUGACGUCCCAUCGGAUCUACUAUGUGGACAAUGAAGAACCGCGAAAGAACUCCGUAGGAAUCGACUUGAAGGAGGUUGAGCGAUUUGAAUUCUAUGCAGGCUUUCUAAAAUCUUCGCCGAAGAUUACCCUCGUUCCUAAACCUUCCAAGAGAUUAUCCACCCAGAACAGGGUCACCGCGCUGAACUCGCCCUCUCGAAGCGCUACAUCCUCACCAACAACCCGUACAGACAGCCCCUUUCACCUACCACCUGCUGAGCCAACUGCAGCAAGCAAUGCCACUUGGAUUUGCCCUAUAUGCACAUUUUCGAACCCUGUACCGUCAAACUUCGAUCCUUCUACGGCCACAAUACACACACCGCUGCCGCCAUGCUUAGCCUGUGGCAUAAAGCCACCUUUGGCUCAUGUGCUCAAAGCCGCCAUAGUCAGUGCAGCGAAUCGCCCAGCGGCUCCUACGAAUAUUUUGCGUACUCCAGUACCAAUACGAAGUCGAGAUGAGGGUGCACGACCACUUUCAGAGGCACGUCUCCCAGAACAGGGGCGUCUCCCCCAGGGAUCGGUUGAAAGUAGCAGUGACGCGGCUUCAUUUCAGUGUCCCAGGUGUACAUUCCUCAAUCACCCGUCAUUGCUCUCCUGUGAACUCUGUGGUGCUCCUCUGAUAUCUAACGAAGCCCCAAAAGGCUUCAAGCAGCCGCAGGAGUUCCGACCCGAAUCACCAGGCCCGACCCUUCAAGGCUUUAGUGCGUCCGCGGUCAGGACACCAGAAAAUCUUAAAAUCUCUUUCCGAGCUGGAGGAGAGAAGAUAUUCCACGAGCGUCUAAAAGGGGCAAUGAUUCAACGGAAGUGGCUUCUACAUGGUGCACCGCCAGUGCCAAAGCCGAGCCCGUCGGGGGAACCCUUACCAACUGAUAGAAUAAAAACUGUCGGCAUUGCUGGGCUCGAACAGCGGCGUUUAGAUAUGCGCAGAAACAACGAAGUGGUUAUCGGCAACGCUUUUGAGGACCUCGAAGCCCUUAUGGCGUCGGCAAAGGAGAUAGUCGCCCUCGCCGAAACGUUCGCCCGUCAGACCAACAGCGGCAGCGAAACCGGCUCUGAGGAGAGCACACUUCUCGCCCAGUCCGCCACCGCUCUCGGCCUUGUGACUACAAAAGACAUGCUCGGCGGCGGCAGCAGCUCUGAGACUCUCUAUCUAAGCGAGCUGUCGCGCAACCUUGCAGAGUUCCUCACUGACGACGCCACUGGCGUUCUCCGCAAAACAGGCGGUAUCAUCAGCCUCGUCGAUCUGUGGGCGCUGUUCAACCGCGCACGAAAUGGCAUCGAGCUAGUCUCACCCCGUGACCUUGAGCGGGCUGCUCGACUCUGGGAGUCGCUGAAGCUGCCUGUGCGACUUCGCGAGUUCAAGAGCGGGGUGCUUGUCGUACAAGGCACGGAUAGGACAGAUGAGAAGACUGUAAGGGCGAUUCUUGCCUGGAUGCUUGAACAGCACACUGUGCCACCCGAGAAGGAUGUUGCAUGGGACUGGCGCACGUUUGGAGUCGGUAUCUCGGCACGGGACGUCGCAGCACAGUUUGGGUGGAGCAUUGGCGUGGCGGUGGAAGAGCUAGAGAUGGCGGAGGAGAGAGGAGCGCUAUGCAGGGCUGAGAGCAUAGAGGGAGUCACGUUCUGGGAAAAUAAGCUUGUAGAUGAUGAUAUUCCUGAUGGACUGGCACGGAGCAGCGGGGUCGCCGUGUGAGACCAUGAGGGAUAUUCGCAUUGGGUGGUAUGAAUAUUCACUCAGGAAUGGAUCUCCAUAUAACUCAUGUUUCGCGGUCCUUACAUAAAUAUUGCAAAAUGUAAUCGAGGUUCACCGCACCUUGGCUAUCAAACAGACCGAAUCCAGCCCCUUGCUUCGUUCCUGCCCGAGUUGUCAUCACAAUGUUUCCUCCCAAUCACAAAAGGCAUGUUAUCACAUAUGACAUAUCAUUCGUUCCACCCGGUCCGAAACCAUAAUCUCACAGGAAACAAAUAGCCUACGCGUAUAUAGUGGGGUAGCUUCCCGAUCAACAUAUCAGUUGUCACAAUGGGUAGUACAUGUAUCACAAUGGCUUAGUUCGGUGUGCCAAAAUGAUGUGUCGGCGUAUAUGGGGGCCGAAACAUCUACAUAUCCUCACCUACCACUGGUCCAACCAGCACAAGUGAAUCUAUAGCCCCUUGCAUCUGAGGUGCAGCUACAUCAACCAGCACCGAUAUGCAUACACAAAGUCAGGUUCGAAUGCUGAUAAAGUCUCGAAGGUAAUUAGGCAGUAAAAAUACAUUUUCUUAUAUAGUCUCAUGCCUCCCGGCUGUUACCAAUGUAAUCUAUAUGCAC
Molecule: messenger RNA, 2576 nt
Organism: Pseudogymnoascus verrucosus
Lineage: Eukaryota; Fungi; Ascomycota; Leotiomycetes; Thelebolales; Thelebolaceae
Exons: 3
Coding region: 90-1961 (623 amino acids)
Biological process (GO): protein transport to vacuole involved in ubiquitin-dependent protein catabolic process via the multivesicular body sorting pathway
Cellular component (GO): late endosome membrane; ESCRT II complex
Molecular function (GO): phosphatidylinositol-3-phosphate binding; ubiquitin binding
Source: RefSeq, a predicted model, not a curated record